This is a messenger RNA of Neomonachus schauinslandi (Hawaiian monk seal), 3220 nucleotides long. It is a transcript of the gene ITGAM, whose product is annotated as integrin subunit alpha M. Lineage: Eukaryota; Metazoa; Chordata; Mammalia; Carnivora; Phocidae. Gene Ontology annotation, molecular function: integrin binding. The transcript has 27 exons. The record is from RefSeq and is a predicted model, not a curated record. Gene Ontology annotation, cellular component: integrin complex; external side of plasma membrane. Bases 7 to 3177 code for a protein of 1056 amino acids. Gene Ontology annotation, biological process: cell-matrix adhesion; cell-cell adhesion; integrin-mediated signaling pathway.
GUGAACAUGUCUCUGGGCCUGUCUCUGGCAUUUGCCACCAGCCCUUUCCGACUGCUGGCCUGUGGCCCCACUGUGCACCAAACUUGUAAUGAGAACACCUAUGUGAACGGCUUAUGCUUCCUGUUUGGACCCAACCUAUGGCAGCAGCCCCAGACUUUCCCAGAGAAGCUCAGAGAGUGCCCUCGACAGGACAGUGAUAUUGCCUUCUUGAUUGAUGGCUCUGGUAGCAUCAUCCCGAAUGACUUUCAGCGGAUGAAGAACUUUGUCUCAACUGUGAUGAAUCGAUUCAAGAAGUCCAAAACCUUGUUUUCUUUGAUGCAGUUCUCUGAAGACUUCCAGACUCAUUUCACCUUCAAUCAGUUCAAGAAAAACCCUGACCCAGAAUUUCUGGUGAAAUCAAUAAGACAGCUGUACGGGAGGACACACACUGCCACAGGAAUCCGCAAAGUAGUAAGAGAACUGUUUCGUAGCAGUAGUGGAGCCCGGGAGAAUGCCCUUAAGAUCCUAGUUGUCAUCACAGAUGGAGAAAAGUUUGGCGAUCCCUUGGAAUACAAGGAUGUCAUCCCUGAAGCAGACAGAGAGGGGAUCAUUCGCUAUGUCAUUGGGGUGGGUGAUGCUUUCAACACUCCAAAAAAUCGUGAAGAGCUUAAUACCAUUGCAUCCAAGCCUCCUCGUGAUCAUGUGUUCCGGGUGAAUAACUUUGAAGCUCUGAAGACCAUUCAAAACCAGCUUCAGGAAAAGAUCUUUGCAAUUGAGGGUACUCAGACAGGAAGUACCAGCUCCUUUGAGCAUGAGAUGUCUCAGGAAGGCUUCAGUGCUGCCAUCACCGCUAAUGGUCUCUUGCUAGGUGCUGUGGGGAGCUUUAACUGGGCUGGUGGAGCCUUUCUUCAUGUGUCAAAGGAUAAAUUUACCUUCAUCAACACAACCAGGGUAGAUUCAGACAUGAACGAUGCUUACUUGGGUUAUGCUGCUGAAGUCAUCUUGAGGAGCAGGGUACAAAACCUGGUUCUUGGGGCACCUCGAUAUCAGCACACUGGCCUGGUGGUGAUGUUCAGAGAGAAUGCUGGUACCUGGGAGACCAACGCUGUUAUCAAGGGCAGCCAGAUUGGCUCCUACUUUGGAGCCUCCCUCUGCUCUGUGGACAUUGAUAAUGAUGGCAACUCUGACCUGGUCCUCAUCGGGGCCCCCCAUUACUACGAGCAGACAAGGGGAGGCCAGGUGUCUGUGUGCCCCUUGCCUCGGGGGAGGGCUAGGUGGCAGUGUGGGGCUGUUCUCCGUGGGGAGCAGGGCCACCCCUGGGGCCGCUUUGGGGCAGCCAUGACAGUGCUGGGAGAUGUCAAUGGGGACAAGCUGACAGACGUGGCCAUCGGGUCUCCAGGAGAGCAGGAGAACAAGGGUGCUGUCUACCUAUUUCAUGGAACCUCAGGACCGGGCAUCAGUCUGUCUCACAGCCAGCGGAUUCAAGCCUCCCAGGUCUCCCCUGGGCUCCAGUAUUUUGGUCAGUCACUAAGUGGGGGCCAGGACCUCACAAUGGAUGGACUGGUGGACCUGGCUAUAGGGGCCCAAGGCCAUGUGCUGCUGCUCAGAUCCCAGCCUGUGCUGAGACUUGAGGUGACCAUGGAGUUCACACCCAAGGAAGUGGCAAGGAAUGUGUUUGAGUGUCAUGAAAAGGUGGAGAGAGGUCAGACUGCUGGAGAGGUCAGAGUUUGCCUCCAUGUCCGCAAGAACACACGGGACCGACUAAGAGAAGGAGAGAUCCAGAGCAAUGUUACAUAUGACCUGGCUCUGGACCCACGUCUCCCACAUCCCCGAGUUGUCUUUGAUGAGACAAAGAACAGCACACGCAGACAGACAAGGAUCUUGAAACUGAAUCGAGAAUGUGAAACCCUAAAGCUACUGUUAGUGUAUUGUGUAGAGGACUCAGUGACCCCCAUCAUCCUGCACUUCAACUUCUCUCUGGUGGGGGAGCCCAUGCCCUUAUUCAAGAACCUCCAGCCAGUGCUGGCUGUGGAUGCUCAGAGACACUUCGCAGCUUUGUUUCCCUUCGAGCAGAAUUGUGGCAGUGACGGCAUUUGCCAUGAUGACCUCAGCAUCACCUUCACUUUUAUGGGCCUGGACACCCUGGUAGUGGGUGGUCCCCGAGACCUCAAUGUGACACUGACUGUGAGAAACCAGGGCGAGGACUCCUACAGGACUCAGGUCACUGUCUUCUACCCACCUGGCUUGUCCUAUCGGAGGGUGUCAGUGGCCCAGAAGCAGCUCUCAUGGCAACGUUGGCGCCUGACUUGUGAGGCUGAUGACUCCAUCAAUGGGCCUGAGCGCUUGAAGAAUAGCAGCUGCAGCAUAAACCACCCCAUCUUCCCAAACUCCUCAGAGGUCACUUUUAAUAUCACAUUUGGUGUGGAAUCUGAUGCUUCCUUUGGAGACAGACUACUCCUCAAGGCCAAUGUGACGAGUGAGAACAACACAACAAGGACCAACAAAACUGAAUUCCAGCUGGAGCUGCCUGUGAAAUACACAGCCUUCAUGGUAGUCACCAGCCAUGAGGUCUCCACCAAAUAUCUCAACUUCAUAGCUGCGGAGAAGACCAGCCACACUAUAGAGCAUAAGUAUGAGUUCAACAACUUGGGGCAGAGGAGCCUCCCCAUCAGUGUGGUCUUCUGGGUGCCUAUCAAGCUGAACCAACUGACUGUGUGGGACAACCCCCAGGUCACCUUUUCCAAGAACCUCUCCAGCACAUGCCACACCAAGGAGAGGGACCCUCCUCUCUCUGACUUCCUGGUGGAGCUUAAGAAGACUCCGGUUGUGAACUGCUCCAUUGCUCUCUGCCAGAGAAUCCAGUGUGACAUCCUGUCCUUUGGCAUCCAGGAAAAAGUCAAUAUCACUCUCCAAGGCAAACUUUCGUUUGACUGGUAUAUCAAAACUUCAACAAACUACCUUCAGGUUGUGAGCACGGCAGAGGUCUUAUUUGAUAAUUCGAAGUUUGCCCUGCUUCCAGGACAGGAGGCAUUUCUGAGGGCCCAGACAGAAACCAAAGUGGAGCCAAAUGAAGUGCACAAUCCUGUACCACUUAUAGUGGGCAGCUCAGUGGGGGGGGCUGGUGCUUCUGGCCCUCAUCACCGCUGGACUGUACAAGCUCGGCUUCUUCAAACGGCAGUACAAGGACAUGAUGAGUGAAGCUGGUCCCGAUGCUGCCCAGACCCAGUAACAGCUCCUUCCC